UUUUAUGUUUUAAAAUGUUAUUUCAUAGCUUCAACAUGGGAAAAUGGAAGCAUUUAUGCGCCUUACGAUGAAGCUUUAACGCUAAAGAAUAAGUCACUAGAGGUUGAGCCAUAUUUAAAUGGACACAGUAUAUAUCUUAUUGGAUUGACGGGCUCUGGAAAAACUACUGUGGGAAAAAUUUUGUCUCAUGUGCUCGGUUAUUCGUUUUAUGACAGUGACGUAUUAAUAGAGCAGGAGAUGAAUGGAAUGUCUGUAACUGAAAUAUUUAAGCAUCAUGGGGAGAGUUUCUUCAGAAAAAAGGAGACUGAGGUAUUGCAGAGGCUCUCUUCAAAGAAACAACUUGUUGUUUCUACUGGUGGAGGUGCAGUUGUACAGGAUGAGAACUGGGAUUUUAUGCAGAAGAAGGGGAUUAUUGUCUGGUUAGAUGUACCUUUGGAAACCUUGGCACGGAGGAUUGCUGCAGUAGGUACCCAUUCUCGUCCACUUUUGCAUUAUGAACAUGGUGAUCCAUAUACAAAGGCUUUGAAACGUCUGUCUUACCUUUUGGAACAGAGGGGUAAAAAUUAUGCUAAAGCAAAUGCCCGGGUUUCCUUGGAAGAAAUCGCAGGCAAACUAGGUUGUAGAGAUGCAUCUGAUCUUACUCCAAUAGAGAUUGCAAUCGAGGAAUUGGAACAAAUUGAAGAGUAUCUAAAGGAGGAAGGUGGCAUGGCCACCGCAGGAUUUUAAUUUUGAACACUCAAUAAAUAUGGUGAUUGAAUUCCGUUUUAUUUGUAGCAUAACAUGCCCGAUU
This is a messenger RNA of Hibiscus syriacus, 790 nucleotides long. Its product is annotated as shikimate kinase 1, chloroplastic-like. The annotation marks the transcript as partial. NCBI's taxonomy places the organism in Eukaryota, Viridiplantae, Streptophyta, Magnoliopsida, Malvales, Malvaceae. Gene Ontology annotation, cellular component: chloroplast. The record is from RefSeq and is a predicted model, not a curated record. The transcript is spliced from 9 exons. Gene Ontology annotation, molecular function: shikimate kinase activity.